AUCUUAAUGUGUGUGUGUGUGUGUGUGUGUGUGUGUGUGUGUGUGUGUGUGUGUGUGUGUGUGUGUGUGUGUGUGUGUGUAGGGGUCUGUUCAAGGGGGACAAAGUGUUGGGGAACGCUCAGCUGAAGCUGGACUCACUGGAGAACCAAUGUGACAUCAGACAGAUUAUAGAGGUGUUGGAUGGUCGUAAGGCUACGGGGGGUAAGCUGGAGGUGAGGGUGAAGAUUCGGGAGCCGCUGGGAGGAGCACAGCUUCAGAUCACCACAGAGAAAUGGCUGGUCCUCGACCCUGUACCAAUCACCACCCCCGACAGAGAGAGAGAACAACAGGCCCCCUCUCCUCGCUCCAAACCAAAGAGUGACAAUGGGAGGAACAAGCAGUCUAACCAGUCCAGCAACUCUCCUCCCCAGUAUAAACUCCACAGUUUCAGUCUACUGCACUACGAUAAGGAGAGACUGGAGAGACAGAUUGGUGAUUACAGGAAGAGUAGGCGGGAUCCUCCGUCUGACCUGGUACAGCAACACAAGGAGGUCACACACAGGCUGCAGUGGCAGAAAGCCCAGCUAGAGAGAGCCUCCCCUACUCUACUGUCAGAGUAUGAGAAUAUUUUGCAGCGUUUUGCCCAGGGCCUUGCUGAGUCAGUGAAGAGGUUUUCCAGCCAAGGCAACAGGGAUGCUGCUAAGGACGCUCUAGGACGGCUGAAGAUGGUGGAGACUGAGUUGGAAUCUCUCAAGAGGAAACGCCUGGUCUGAGAAGAGGAGGACAGAGGGACUGGAGAGUUGUCUGGAGUACUGUUAUGUUACUCACACACACACAGCCAAUCACCUUCAACAUCUUCCUGCCGCUCCUCUGCUCUUCUCUGCCUCCUCCACUAUAAUGCUCUUCCUUUUACUCUGUUCUUUACUUUGUAUUGUCAUUCAUUCAAUCAGUUAGGAAGAAGAACCCGUUUGAAUAAAACAGGCCUGCCUCCCAAAUGGCACCCUAUUCCCUAUAUAGUGCACUACUUUAGACCAGGGCCCAUAGGGACUAAUAUAGGGAAUAGGGCACCAUUGAGAUACACGGCAGAAUGGGAUCCUGUGGGAUUGAUAGUGACAUGAAGACAGAAUGCAGAGCAGGGCAGAGAAAGGCUUAUUUGCACUUGAAAACAAAAACACUACCGAUUAUUACCAAAACCCUGCCGCCUUCACUAUAGUCUUUAAAGUCCUUCAAUGGCUCUCUCUCUUUCUCUCUGUUCAGAGAGUGGUGUGUGUAACUCCUGGUCUCCGCAUUGUGUGUGUGUGUGCGUUGUUAAUGAGUUUAAUCUAAUCUGUCUGCUCCACUAUUCCCAGAUUACUGUAAUAUGACCCGUUUGGUGUCGUGUGAUAUGGGAACUACACGGAAACGGGAACUAUAUCCCAUAAUGAGGGAUUAGCUAACACUGGUGUCGCCAUGGAGAUGUCUCAUUCAGGGAAGUGAGGAGAGGAGGUACCCCAGGGGUUAAAUUGAAGAGGACAGGAUUAGAAUUAGUGUAGAACAGACCAGUAGCUGUAAAACCCACGGGGUUAUCUUUGAAUUGGGAUAGAGGUUCUCUAUUCAUUGUAAUGCUAUGGUGCGGAGUCUGGGACCCCUCUUAUAGGACCAUAUUUAGCCUAUUGUGAUGUCAUCAAUUAGGCUUGCGUCAUGUCACUAUGACGUCAUCAGUUAGAAUGUCCAUCACCACAUUGUGAAGUCAUCAGUUAGAGGGUGUGUUCUGUUCCUCUGUUCAGACGUUGCUGACGCCAGAUCUUACAUCGCCUGGAUAGGUAUUUUACAGAUCAGCUAAACACAUCACAUGUUAAAGCAAUCUGAGGUCUCAUCCUCUACCCUCUAUAGACCCAGACACCCUGAGGUCUCCUCCUGUAUCCCCUAUCGGUCUCUCUCCUCUCUCUCUCUCUCCACUACAACAGUCAUUUAGUAGCCUACUGUAGUGUGAUCUGUCUCUGUAUCCACAGCAUCUGAGUUGGAGUGCUGAUCCAGGAUCAGGUUCCAACCUGUCCAUAUAAUCUGAUUCAUUAUGAGCUAAAAGGCUAAACUGAUCCUACAUUAUGACAUCACUCCAUACUAGAUCUACUCUGAGAAGCUUUGAGGAUACAGGCAGAGUCCCCCAGUCCUGGUGGCUAAACUGAUCCUACAUUAUGACAUCACUCCAUACUAGAUCUACUCUGAGAAGCUUUGAGGAUACAGGCAGAGUCCCCCAGUCCUGGUGGCUAAACUGAUCCUACAUUAUGACAUCACUCCAUACUAGAUCUACUCUGAGAAGCUUUGAGGAUACAGGCAGAGUCCCCAGUCCUGGUGGCUAAACUGAUCCUACAUUAUGACAUCACUCCAUACUAGAUCUACUCUGAGAAGCUUUGAGGAUACAGGCAGAGUCCCCCAGUCCUGGUGGCUAAACUGAUCCUAGAUCAGCACUGCUGCUCUGAGAAGCUUUGUGGAAACAGGCCCAGUCCCCCAGUCCUGGUGGCUAAACUGAUCCUAGAUCAGCACUGCUGCUCUGAGAAGCUUUGUGGAAACAGGCCCAGUCCCCCAGUCCUGGUGGCUAAACUGAUCCCAGAUCAGCACUGCUGCUCUGAGAAGCUUUGUGGAAACAGGCCCAGUACCCCAGUCCUGGUGGCUAAACUGAUCCUAGAUCAGCACUGCUGCUCUGAGAAGCUUUGUGGAAACAGGCCCAGUCCCCCAGUCCUGGUGGCUAAACUGAUCCCAGAUCAGCACUGCUGCUCUGAGAAGCUUUGUGGAAACAGGCCCAGUCCCCCAGUCCUGGUGGCUAAACUGAUCCCAGAUCAGCACCGGUUUUUGUUUAGUUUGUUUUUUAUGUUAAAAACAUGUAUCCAUUGUUGGCAAUCAGUCAGAAAAGCCCUGUUAAUAUAUUAUAUAUACAGCAUUGACUAUGGCUCUAUUUUUAAAUGAACAAAGUGUGUGUCCAAAGGUGAUGGAUAAUGAACUAUUAACUGGCAUUAUAAUGAUGUGGUCAAAUGUCCUGGGAGGGGAAUCAUGGUUGGAUUAAAAUACCACAAUGAAUUAA
This is a messenger RNA of Oncorhynchus keta (chum salmon), 3037 nucleotides long. Its product is annotated as coiled-coil and C2 domain-containing protein 1A-like. Lineage: Eukaryota; Metazoa; Chordata; Actinopteri; Salmoniformes; Salmonidae. The record is from RefSeq and is a predicted model, not a curated record. Gene Ontology annotation, biological process: regulation of transcription by RNA polymerase II. Gene Ontology annotation, cellular component: nucleus. Gene Ontology annotation, molecular function: RNA polymerase II cis-regulatory region sequence-specific DNA binding; DNA-binding transcription repressor activity, RNA polymerase II-specific. The transcript is spliced from 7 exons. The annotation marks the transcript as partial.